UCUGCUCCACAGCUUUCUGCUGCCUGACUCGCUCUCAAAGUCACUCAUCUUUAUUGAGCAACGUACCAAGGAACAACUUAACACGGGCAGCAAGCUUACCAUCCAUGAAGUUACAUGAGUAUACACCCAACAUCAGUGUUGAUGAUUUUGGUGAUGAAACCUACAUGUUCCAGUGCUCCUGUCCAGGCCUGUACCAGUGCAGUGUGACCAACCUGGUGUUUGUCAUGAAGGGAGAAGGAGAUGUGGUUUACAGGACUGUCCCUUGGAACAGAAGGCUGCUGGCCCAACACCACAAGAAGCCUGCAGGACCUCUGUUUGACAUCACGUGUCCUCAGCAGUCUGUGUGUCAGCUUCAUAUCCUACACUGUGAGGUCAUCUCCACAGGUGGAGGCCAGUUCUUGCAGGUUGCUCAUGUGAAAGGUGAGGGCAUCGAGUUUAUCCACCCUCACAAGAUAACCAAAACUCAUGCUAUUAUAAAUAUCGAAGGGUUUUCUGCUUAUGGUAAUGUCAAGGAUGAAGACUCUCCUCCUGACCCAGUCCAAUCAUUGGUUCUGCUCUUCUACAAACCCCCAAACGAUUGUAAUCCCAGAUCUGUCCUCAGUGUGUUCAUGUUGCCACGUAAUGUUGUGUUCCCCAAAAUGCGGCGUGACAGGAAGAAGUCAGACAAAACUGAGAUAUACAUCGAGACAACCUCUGACUGCAAACUGCAUCCAAAGCAGGCUUACACUCUGGCCACUGAUCCUGAACAUGACCUCGUUAAAGUUAAACCAAAACAAGCUGAUUUUCAAGAGGAGUUCUUCGAAAGCUACUUCCCAUCAUUUCAGGUGUUGUUAAAGAAAGUCUUUACAGAUAUUAACCUGUGUCUGAGAGACAAGAGCAGCUCCACCUGUGUUUGGGAAACAGAGGUUUGUCUUUUUCCUACUGGAGGAACAACUGGUACUGUGAAAUCUUUGGAUGCUGGUCCAGAAAAGAUACGAAGGAGCUUCAUCGAAAGUAUAUCAGGACCUGUUCUCAGGAGUCUGCUGGACCACCUGCUGGAAAAAAAAGUGUUAACUAAAGAUGAAGUGGACAAAGCAAAUACAAUGAAAAACAGAAAAGAUAAAGCUAGUUGGGUUUUUGACACUGUGAGCAGGAAAGGUGGUGAUUCAGAAAUGUUUGAGGUUCUCCGUGAGGAGGAUCCCUUUCUCUAUAAACAUCUAGGUUUGAAAUAA
This is a messenger RNA of Maylandia zebra (zebra mbuna), 1211 nucleotides long. The record is from RefSeq and is a predicted model, not a curated record. NCBI's taxonomy places the organism in Eukaryota, Metazoa, Chordata, Actinopteri, Cichliformes, Cichlidae.